Molecule: messenger RNA, 1163 nt
Organism: Lottia gigantea (owl limpet)
Lineage: Eukaryota; Metazoa; Mollusca; Gastropoda; Lottiidae
Exons: 4
Coding region: 50-697 (215 amino acids)
Source: RefSeq, a predicted model, not a curated record
AUUUGCCUAAUUGCUAGGCCUAAUAGAGUGGACACAGUUUUUUGAUAAAAUGGCAUUAACAAUAGAUAGAUUAUUAGAAGAUGCCCAUUUAUUAAUAACAAGAUUGAAGGACCAUGACUCAACAGCAGAUGUUCUAAUUGCAAAUACUCAAGUUUUACAUACUAGAGUUGAUGGUAUGAAACAGUACCAAGAUGAUAUUACAGAGUUAAAUGAAAUUGCUAAACACAGACCAAGAUCCACAUUAGUGUUAGGAAUUGCCCAAGAAAAUCGUCAGAUUCGAGAACUGCAACAAGAAAAUCAAGAAUUACAAAUGUCAUUGGAAGAUCAUCAAUCAGCUUUAGAGUUGAUAAUGCAGAAAUAUAGAGAGCAAGUUGCUCAGUUAAUACAGAGUAAUAGAGUAGAAGCCAUUCUUGCUAAUAGACAAGAAAGUUCCAAAGAGGAAGUAACUAACCUUUUGGGUAAAAUACACGAGAUGGCAGCAGUGAUGCAGAAAGCUGUAAUAGUAGAUGAAGAAAUGUCAUCUAAAGAAAAUGAAGAAUUGACCAAAUUGAAAACAGAAAAUAAGACAUUACGUGAAAUAUUAGAAAUUUGUAGCACAUCUAAAGAUAGAAUAAUAACAGUGGAAGAUUUAGAAGAAAAAUCUUGUCAAACUGAAGAUUUAGAUAAAACACCACCAGCCUCUCCUGCACCAUCUUAAUAUAUACUGAUGGUCAUUUUUGCAUAUAGGUACUUAACAAUCAAGCAUUUUAAUCUGGAAUAAUAUACUAAUAACUACAUGUAUAUUAACUUUACAUCAUUGUAUCAGAUGCUACAGCAAGUCAAAGAUGCAGUGAUAUUGCUGACUGUAUGUUAAUCUUCAAGCAGUAACUGAAUCUACACCACAUUUUCUCUAACAAAAUUCAGUUGAUAUAUAUUUCAUAUGGUACAGGUGGUCAAAUAUUCUUGUGAACUAUUAGUUUUUCAAUUCUAAAUUUUUUAAGAUUGAUGAGAGCUCAUCUUGAACUGUAGAAAUGGAUGUGAAAUUAGAUGUUUAAAAUGUUAUGUACAUGUUUUUUUUUGUGUAUGUUUUGGAAACAUUCAAUACAGUACCUUAGUGAUUUUUUUUUAUCCAAAUAUAUUUGUUUGUUUGUAAAACAUGUUUUGUAAUAUAAUUAUUUAUAUGG